Stegastes partitus (bicolor damselfish) is the source of this 2565-nucleotide messenger RNA. RefSeq lists its product as uncharacterized. The transcript has 7 exons. The record is from RefSeq and is a predicted model, not a curated record. Lineage: Eukaryota; Metazoa; Chordata; Actinopteri; Pomacentridae. Bases 103 to 714 code for a protein of 203 amino acids.
UGUUGCAAAACUUCCGACCUGCUGCAGCCUCGGGUCAGCGGAUAAAGUCGACUAAAACACGGGGGAAAGACGUCUGUUGGUGAAGUUGCGGCGGAUCUUAGGAUGAUGGCAGAGGAAGCAGCGGUCGUUGAGGAAGACGUCAGUCCAGCUCAGAGUCCUCUGGUUGCAGUCACCUUCCAGAGAAAUGUCCGCAGGAAAGAGAAGUACCUGGAAGCUGAGCCCAGAGCUCUGGGGAUCACUCAGGUUGGCCUGAGUGUGUAUAUGAUCGUCUGUGUCGGCGUGUUUCAGGCUAAAGGCCUGAGUAGUCUGGACACUGACAUACCUGUCUUCAUUUCAUCUCUGUUGGUGGUAAUAGCUGGGAAUGUGGCUGUAGCGGCACAGAACCUCCACAUACCAACACUGAGGGCCUGUUUGGGGAUGCAGAUUGUGUCAUGUGCCGCCUCCAUCGUCAACAUCGUCUGCAGUGUAAUUAAAAUGGAAGGCUACUCUUAUUGCUGGCGUUAUUACUUUGACAGCACGCAUAACUUUGGUGAAAUCUGCCAUAAAAUUGAGAAUGUCCAGUCCCACUUUUUUGCCGGUGGUGUGCUCAUCCAAGUUACUCUAUUGGCCAUCUCUGUCACACUGGCAGCCUACUGCUGCAAGGUAGUCAACUGUUGUGGGCCAGCUCCCAAAAUGCCAGUGAUCACUGUUCACACCCCCCCUGUUCAACAGUGAGGAGGCCAGAUGAGUACAGAAGACACAAACAAAUGCUACAAAGGUUGCUGCACUAAUCAAUGUUUUUAUAUUAAUAAUGGAUCAAAUUACUAUGUAUAAUAUCAAAGGGGUGAUGAUCCGACAGAGAAUUAAUAUCAAGUUUGCAGUUACUCCCAUCUGUUAAGCUUUUUAGCCUAUUUCAGCUCCUUGUUUUGGUUUGCAAGUCAGCCAUUUUUACUAUUGUCAACCUUAUUCAAACCUGACAAAGCCACUGUGCACUAUCUGCUUGGUACCACACCGCAGGCAGACAAGGCUAGCAACUAGCGUGGUGGAGCAUGUCGUAGCUAAGGAGCCAGAUAGAUUUUCAGAUGUUGGUGGAGGCCAAAACAUGACGCCAAAAUGUCUGUUAAUGCUGUGUCUGCAACUUGUUCUGCUGCCCCCCUAGUGGCCAAAAAUGAAAUCAAACAAUGCAAGUGUGAAAAAGCUUUACAGGAGGUGAUCUAAAGUUGUUGGACUGGUCAUGGUGCAUGUCAUGAUCACGCAUGGAACAUGUAUUCAUAAUUUAAAAUGUCAUGCGAAACCUAUCAACAGCAAGGCCUGUGUUCCAAAUGUUUCCGUGAUCCCUGGUAACAUUUGCAAUUUCUCUGUGGAUCCCAUCAUGGAGCAGAGAAGAAAACAUCACUUUCAAUAUCAGUCAGCAGCUGAGAUGAUCUAACUUUCAUGCUGAGGUGGGUCUGCAGCUACCACCGGAGAAGAAACAGCAGUUUUCACGAGCCGCAGUCUCCUAAACUGGACAAGGCGGAUCAGGUCAGAAGCGACAGGAGUAUGCUUGCUGUUGUCUUUAACAUUCACAUGUGUACUGCGAUUUUUUUUGCCACCAUGAAACCGAAGUUAAAGGUUCGUUGUUUUGUCAAAAUUCAGAAGAUUGAGUACACGUUGCAGAUUGUGUUAUAUCUUUGCAACAUGGGACUUACAGGAAGUGUUGUAAGCUUUGCAGAAGCGCUACACAAUCACUGCACAAGAUGACUGCUUAUACAGGAAUGGCGGCCAAAAAAGAAUUUGUAAUUUUUAGAGUUGCUGUCUUGUAACUUUUUGAUCACGCCUUUGCACCUCAGUACUACCAUCCUCACUUACCACUCACUUAUAUUGUAUUCAUUAGAUAUCUCUUAUAUGUAAUCACCCUAAUAAUUAAUCAUACAGUUUUUAAUCAGUUUAAAUGCUACCUGAAAUACAUCCAAAAAGAAAUUGUACUUACAAUAUGUAAGUUUUGAUGAUUUGUGCCUUCAAGUGUCGGCAGUAACUUGAAAAUAAUAAGUGCCUCAGUAGGGAAAAGCCAUACAGUCAGUGAUGUGGCUCAGUAAACUCAGUUUGACAGCAAAAUGUAUGUAAAGUUUGGUACCAUUAACCAACAUUAGCCACCAAAGGCCACUGGUUAUACCAAAUAAAGUGAGGCUGUAGCAGCAAAACCCCUGAGCUCUGCUCUGAACUAAGCAAGGACCUGUUGUAUUUCUGAUGAACUCAAUUUUUCACGUCAGAAGAAUGUUUUAAAAGUGGCUUAACCUCAUGUCAUUAGAAAUAUCCAUCCAUUAGCUGUAUAUACAGUGUUGCUCGGAUGUCAGGGGGCAAGAACCAUGUCAGACAUCAGAUAUAUCACAGAGGGUAAUCAAUGCAACUAACUCUGUUACAAUUACAAACAAAAUAAGUUUUAACUGUGUAACAUGGAUAAAACCACAAAUUAAUGCACAUUAAUACUUCGGUGAAAAUAUGUUUGUUCCAAUUGUUUUGGAUACUGUGUUGAUUACUACCUUAAUAAUGCUUUAUUGCGUCAUUUGUCACUAACAUGUAUGAAUAAUAAAACAUUAACAGACAUCA